Laccaria bicolor S238N-H82 is the source of this 2553-nucleotide messenger RNA. RefSeq lists its product as uncharacterized. Gene Ontology annotation, cellular component: cytoplasm; centrosome. The record is from RefSeq and is a predicted model, not a curated record. Gene Ontology annotation, molecular function: dynein light intermediate chain binding; microtubule binding. Lineage: Eukaryota; Fungi; Basidiomycota; Agaricomycetes; Agaricales; Hydnangiaceae. Bases 1 to 2553 code for a protein of 850 amino acids. The transcript is spliced from 12 exons. Gene Ontology annotation, biological process: cytoplasmic microtubule organization; cytoskeleton-dependent intracellular transport.
AUGACUGACUCCCCGCAGAGAAAGGAAAUUGAGGCAUUCUUCAACUUCUUCGCGACAUUCACUCUCGCGCGACCAGUGACAGUUGUAUCUGACCUUAGCGACGGUGCAGCUCUUUUUGAGGUGCUUUCUUUGGUCGAUGGCGCCUACUUUCGACAAUCCACACGGCCCUCUGCUCAGCCAUCGGACAACUGGGUCCUGCGAUUCAGUUCUCUCAAGCGACUCUACCGUCUUAUGACACAGUAUUUCGCUGAUGUACUGCGGAAGCCCACCAGCAGUCUAGAUGUACCUGACCUGCAAGCCAUUGCCAAAGACCAUAACCUCCCCGCAGUCCUCACGUUGUGCCGUCUAACAUUGGUUAUCGGUGUACAAUGCGAAAAGAACAAAGAGUUCAUUGAUAAAAUACAGGGACUGAGUGAGGCAGAUCAGCACCAUCUUAUGAAGGCUAUCGAGCAGGUUAUGGCAAAGAUAGCAUCUGCUCCCAAUAAUGAUAUCGGAGAGGCUAAUAUGACGGAAGAUGAUCACUACUACAGAAUACAGUCUGAACGGAGUCAGAUUUUCUCAGAGAAGGAAACUCUGGAAAAAGUCUAUCAGACCCUUUUGGAGGAUCAUCGCGCUCUGCAAACCAACUUCGACGACAUGAUAUCAGAAAAAGAGGACGCACAGGCUCAACUUAGACAAGUCCGUCGCGAAAUUGAUGGACGGAGGAACGAAAAGUCAGAUGCGUUAAUGCGGGCCGAAAUUGAUCGCUUGAGGGCAGAACUCCAGAAGAGCGAAGAUAACCUUGCAAUGGCGGAGUCAGAGUUGGAUAAGAAUACCAGCCUGGUGACCGAUCUCACACGAAAAAUGGAUGAGUUGCAAAUCAAGGCGGAUGAGGCCGUGAAAUUGAAAGACCGAGUGGAUGAAUACCGACAUGCUGCAGACAAACUACAGAAGACGGAGAACGUCAUGGAAAAAUACAAGAAAAAGCUUCAGGAGGGUGCAGAUCUGCGUCUCAAUGUGAAGGCACUAGAGAGACAAAACGCAGAUCUCGUGGAUAAAAAUGCGUCGCUUGAAGAAGAAUAUCGCAAAGUGGCCGCGUUUAAGCCUCUUAUGGAAUCUUACAAGAAUCAGAUUGCUGAUCUCGAAACCAAGACCUCUUCGCGGACGCAAGAAAUCGAGAGCCUCAAAUUUGAGCUUGAGCAAAGUCGAACAAAGCUCAAGAUUACUCUGGAGGAGCGCUCGAAGGACGCUGAAGCCCUAGAACUAUAUCAGGAACGCGUAGGAGAGCUGGAGUUGAUUGCUAACAGUCGCCCCAUCGGGUCGAAGGCCACAUAUUCAACUAAGCAACCUGAUGAGUUUACGGAAGUGGAACUUCUGACGGUCACGGAUGAUGUGAGUGUGGAUGUAGCUGACGACCAUGCCGAACAAGGUCUAGGUGGGGAGCUCGAUGAUGCGAUUGCGGGCACCACUAUGACAGAUCUGAAGUUGCAAAUCCGGAAGCUAAAUCGGGAGUUAGAAGCUGUCCGCAAAAACGAAGUGGAUGCGAGUCGCGUUUUGGUUCUGGAGAAUUUGUUGGAGGACGCGAAUAGGAUGAAAGCAAGAUACGAAAGUGACUAUCUUACUGCUCACCGCGAAAAGCUAGUCCUUCAGAGAGAUCUGGAGGAAAUUAGAAGUGGAAAGUCGAUGGGUGACGGAGCUGAAGCUGCCAUUGCCCUGCGUCAACGUCUAAACGAAACCGUGGAACAAUUUGAAACGUUACGGAAGGAGCACACGGAGCUCGAGGUCAAAUACGAUACAGUGAACAGAGAACUCACUAUUGCCAAAUCUGAUUUGACACUUGUGAACAAAGAUCAAUUAGAUAUUCUCGCUACCCUGCGUGAGUCUGUCAACGAAGAUAAGGCGGGUCUAGAGGCGGACGUUGAACGCCUGAAAAGGCUCAACAAAGAACUGAAUGAUAAGACUCGAAUGCAAUUGGAACAGGUCAAUGCAUUGCUAUUGGAAAAGAUGAGUUUGCAGAGCGAAGGCAUUGGACACCGAGAGAAAAUGCUACAGAGGGAGAGAGAUUUUGGGCAUGUGUUUGACCAACUUUCAAAAACCUGGCAUCUGACGUCACCUAGUGAUCUCCGUGUGUCGAUUUCGGGCAAGGAUUUACCUGAGGAUGUCAAAUCACGGCUACUCGCGAUGCACGAGGAAAAUGUAGCUUUGAAGGAAUCAACCAAGACGUUGCAAGAAAAAUUGAACAAGGCGAAGCAGUUCAUCAAGUCUCAGGACAAAUUGUUUAAAGAACAACAUGCAGCAAAUACAGCCUCUGCACCUCAGGGGACGUUUGAAGAGGCAGAAGUGAGCUUCCGUUCCCAGAUCAAAGUGCUGGAGGAGGAAUUGGCUCGACAAAAAGGUUUAACGAAAGAAUCGAGGGCACGGUAUCGACGGGAGCAAGAACUGAUGCUUAGCGCGAUUCAUAGUAUGGGAAUGAAGACUGCACGACAGCAUCUAGGUGCCCCUCAGCAAAUAGACAAGACGAGUUUCCUCCCGAUCAACCGAAUUCAAAGAAGUCAUACCUUGAGCAGACAGUAA